Molecule: messenger RNA, 764 nt
Organism: Cylicocyclus nassatus
Lineage: Eukaryota; Metazoa; Nematoda; Chromadorea; Rhabditida; Strongylidae
Source: the annotation of a GenBank genome assembly
AUGGGCAAAAUUGAAAGUAGCACCGCUGGUUCUAUCAGAGCUAAAUCUCGUGAGACAAUGACCGAAUAUUCCUGUGCGAAUGUGGAUGAGCACAUGACUUCAGAUGGGAAGAUACGAGUUGAAGAUCCAGCGGAAUUCCUUAAACGGCAGCCAAAAAAGAGCAUACUGAAAAUGAAGCAGGACGUGUCGAUGGAUGGCAAAGAUGGACGAGCCCAUUUUGAUGAGAUGAAUAUACUGGCUACAUAUCAUCCUACGGAUAAAGAUUACGGGACUAUGAAAAUUGAUGAGCCAAAAACGCCUUAUAACUACUCAGACUGUGAAUCAGAAGGAGAUGAGGUGAAAUCUGCUUCGUCUGGUCAAGGUACUCAUCGCCAUCGUAGGGUAUCACUUGGAGGAGCUGUUGAUCCUGAGGAGGUUGCUGAAGGACUUAGUCACAAUGCAUCAGGGUCAGUGAAGUCAAUUGGUUCCGGCUCCGACAGUGAUGAUGAUGAAGCACAUCUUACUCCUGAACAACUUGCGCACAAGAGAGAAUUCGAGAAAAAACGCAAAAUGCACUACAAUGAAGGCGCUGCAUUGAAAGCGAUGAAGGCACACAUCGACGACGAGGAGAUGGAAUAGCUCGUACAUCUUUGAAAGUACAUUAGAGAUGUAAGCUCCUCUCGCCGCCCUCUUUCAUUGCACGCAAUAAUUGUGCAUUAUUUAUAUUGAUCCUUGUCGGUUUUUGUACAAUAUAUGAUCCAUUUCAUGCGCAUGAGAAAGAUGCC